AUGGGACCAGAACUUCAGGACAAUCAGCCUCACGUCAUCUCUGAGGGCGCCCGCGGAGAGUCUCUGCACACAAAACCACCAGCUGAGAGUCUUUCCCCGGCGUCUCAUUACUCCUUUGUUACCUUUGUUGCUUUUCUUGCCUUUGUUGCCUCUGUUGCCUUUGUUGCCCCUGACUGGCCCUUCCGGUGCCCAACAGCAGUUACUGGCGUCAAUGUCACGGUCCACAAGACCUCAGAAGCGAAGAGGAACAGACCUCAAUGUCGCAAGGGGGGACUGCACCUCCAAACCGCUCAUUACGAUAUAAUCGAUGAAGCCGAAGCCGAGCUGCAAAAAUGGGCAAGGACCGCCGGAUUUGCUGUUCGGCGUACCAGAUCCAAGGCCAAGCGUCCGAACUUUGGCCCUACCAAGGUGGAUUUCGUGUGCUACAAUGCCCAGGCCUACGAGCGCCACUUCACACUGGCGAGGCGCCCAAAUGAUCGAUCACUUUGCAUCUCUGAGGCCGCUUGAAAUGCACAUGCGAAGGCGCAUCGCCCCCGUCUCAUCCAUGUCUACCCUGCACCGUCAAAGUCCCUGUUCUCGAGCUCCACUUUUAGAACCCCCCCGGUCAAAAACCAGCCGGAAACCCCCUCUCGCACCAGGCCCGAUACGCUGGAGGGAGGGAUCGAGAGAGAUUGAAGCUUUGGAAGCGCUUAGUCAUGACAGCUGGCGCUCGAUUCAUUCUGCCUGAGCAUGGCCUCGGCAUCAAUAGCUUCAGGCAGCCUUUCUCAGUUAUCUGACUUUAUUGGGGCUGAUCGUCG
Molecule: messenger RNA, 797 nt
Organism: Podospora pseudopauciseta
Lineage: Eukaryota; Fungi; Ascomycota; Sordariomycetes; Sordariales; Podosporaceae
Exons: 4
Coding region: 1-507 (168 amino acids)
Source: RefSeq, a predicted model, not a curated record